Molecule: messenger RNA, 837 nt
Organism: Gopherus flavomarginatus (Mexican gopher tortoise)
Lineage: Eukaryota; Metazoa; Chordata; Testudines; Testudinidae
Exons: 9
Coding region: 1-837 (278 amino acids)
Source: RefSeq, a predicted model, not a curated record
AUGUUGGGGUGCCUCCUUCUCCUCCGACGCCGGGAGCUGACGGGGGCUGUUGAGGGGCUGACGGGGAGGCUGGCGGCCACGGAGGAGAAGCUGAGGAGCCUUCAGGGGAAGACGGGGGGCUGGGCCCCUGAGGACGCCGGGAUCCCCUCUGCGCCGGAGGAGGGGCCGAGCCGGGAGGGGCUCCUGGGGGUGCUGGCCCAGUGUCUGCACAGCAAGGAGGCGGCACUGCAGGACUGCCUAGCCGCCCUAGAGAGCCUGGCCCCGCCGGGGGCCGAGCCGCCCGCCCCGGAGAGCCUGGCCCCCCAUCUCUGCCGGCGGCUGAAGGAGCGAGACCAGGUGCUGGAGCGCAUCCUCGCCGAUCACUUCUUAGAGCGGGGCCGCCUGCAGGGGGCGCUGCGGGACAAGGACCAGGACCUGGGGCAGCUGGCGGCCGCGCUGCGCACCGGGGAGCAGACCCUGCACGCGCUGCGCGAGACGCUGGAGCAGAAGGAGCUGGAGAGGGCACAGCUGGCAUCGCUCUGUGCCAUGGCCCAGGACGCCUGGCGCCGGCAGGACCAGACCCGGGCGCUGGCGCUGAAGGAGAUGGAGGAGCUGGUCGCUGCCCUGCAGGCCGCCCUGGCCAGCAGCAACAAGGACCUGGAGGUGCUGGCCGAGUCGCGGGCGGCCCCGGCCCCGGUCCCGGCCCCGGCGCUGCUGCAGCGGCUGCGGGAGCAGGAGGGGCUCCUGGCCGAGGCGCUGGCCGCGCGGGCCCGGCUGGCUGCGGAGAUGGAAGCCCGGCUGCAGGGGGCGCUGGCGGCGCAGGUGGCCGCAGAGCAGCAGCUGCAGACGUGGGGAUGA